CAUGGACAUGAGGAUAGGUCACAUCAGACUGAGUGAAGUGGACGGUGUUCCCCUGGAGGUGGCCCUCAUGCAGAAGGCCGGAGGUGAGCCAAAUGCAGUGGGGGUGUUUGCUGCCGUCACCCUCCUGGACUGGUACCUUAUGGAUCAGGACCUGGUCAUUGUAAUGGAAAGGCCACCAGGGUCCAUGAAUCUUGUGGAAUACGUGGCCUGCAGUGGAGGUCGCCUGGAGGAAGACGAGUCCAGGGUAGGGAGGCUGGAACAAAACUUUGAGUGA
Messenger RNA from Cyprinodon tularosa, 274 nucleotides. RefSeq names its product serine/threonine-protein kinase pim-3-like. NCBI's taxonomy places the organism in Eukaryota, Metazoa, Chordata, Actinopteri, Cyprinodontiformes, Cyprinodontidae. The transcript has 2 exons. The coding region runs from base 2 to 274 and encodes 90 amino acids. The record is from RefSeq and is a predicted model, not a curated record.